This is a messenger RNA of Rhea pennata, 2204 nucleotides long. RefSeq names its product solute carrier family 35 member B1 (gene SLC35B1). The transcript has 9 exons. Lineage: Eukaryota; Metazoa; Chordata; Aves; Rheiformes; Rheidae. Gene Ontology annotation, molecular function: UDP-glucose transmembrane transporter activity; UDP-galactose transmembrane transporter activity. Gene Ontology annotation, cellular component: endoplasmic reticulum membrane; Golgi membrane. Gene Ontology annotation, biological process: UDP-galactose transmembrane transport. The coding region runs from base 24 to 998 and encodes 324 amino acids. The record is from RefSeq and is a predicted model, not a curated record.
UGAGCGGCCGCGGCGCCGCCGCCAUGGGCGCGGGCGGGGGCGGCCCCGCGCUGCCCGAGCGCCUCCGCCUGCCCCUCUGCUUCCUGGGCGUCUUCGCCUGCUACUUCUACUACGGGAUCCUGCAGGAGAGCAUCACCCGGGGCCGCUACGGCGAGGGCGCGGCGCAGGAGCGCUUCCAGCACGCCCUGUCCCUCGUCUUCAUCCAGUGCGUGAUCAACGCCGCCUUCGCCAAGCUCCUGAUCCGGUGCUUUGACGCCGUCAAGGUGGACCGGACGCGGAACUGGCUGUACGCGGCUUGCUCGCUCUCCUAUCUGGGCGCGAUGGUUUCCAGCAACUCGGCUCUGCAGUUCGUCAACUAUCCAACUCAGGUCUUAGGCAAAUCUUGUAAGCCCAUUCCAGUUAUGCUUUUAGGAGUGACUUUGCUGCGCAAGAAGUACCCACUGGCCAAAUAUCUCUGCGUCCUCCUAAUAGUCACAGGCGUGGCCCUGUUCAUGUACAAGCCUAAAAAGGGGACUGGAAGCGACGACCACGUCUUUGGCUAUGGAGAGCUCCUUCUAUUGCUGUCUCUGACUUUGGAUGGACUGACCGGUGUAUCUCAGGACCACAUGAGAGCUCACUAUCAAACUGGUUCCAAUCACAUGAUGUUAAACGUUAAUCUAUGGUCCACCUUGUUCCUAGGGGCUGGGAUACUGUUUACUGGAGAGCUCUGGGAGUUCUUGAGUUUUGCUGAACGUUACCCCAGCAUCCUUUACAAGAUCCUACUGUUCGGCCUGACAAGUGCACUGGGUCAGAGUUUCAUUUUCAUGACUGUGGUAUACUUUGGACCUCUGACCUGUUCCAUCAUCACCACAACACGGAAGUUCUUCACCAUUUUAGCAUCCGUUAUUCUAUUUGCUAAUCCCAUCAGUACAAUGCAGUGGGUGGGGACAGUCCUGGUGUUCUUGGGCCUUGGACUUGAUGCCAAAUUUGGGAAGGGAGUGAAGAAGACAUCACAUUGAGAUGUUCAAACUCUGCAGUUGGAAUGAACUUUUAAUUUAUUGUCUUGUACCUCAAAAUCUGUUAUGAAACUGGACUCAGGAUGGGUAGUUAGAAGGGGAGUGUCUGGAUUUUUUUUUUCUAGUUUUUUAAUUCUGAGCUGUCUUAAAACGUAAUAGUUUUGUUUUAACUGUAAUCAAAUGUUUAAUUUUUUUUCUGUAAUCAAAGCUGCAUUACUAGAUUCUAGCAGUAGGAUGAAAUUCUUGCCUUAACAGGAGGAAGGACUUCAUAUCUUUAUUAAAGAAAAGGAGACAAUGGCCAUUUUCCAGAACUUUUAAUUUCAGACCAGCUGACUGAUCUUGGGGAAAGAACUAUCUUUGGAUCUUGCAGCAUUCUCUUUUGAAUCUGAUCAGUGCAACUAUACCUUACUCCAAGGAGAGGACUAGUUUUAGGACAAUUUAUUUUAGUGUUUCACAUAGCCUGGGAAGACCUCAAGAUUAAAUGCCUGUGAUGAAGGCAGAAGCCCCUCUUCUGAUUCUCUGAUUUUUCCAUAAGCGAGAACUGGCUGGUAGAGCAGCCAGUUGGACGUUCUUCCAUUAAGAUAAUGCACCUCAAUGUUUACAUGUACUAUAUCCUUCACCUGAGCCCUUCUAAAACAGAAAUAACUCCUGGCAUUAUGUACAAGUUUACGGGAAACCUGUUUAACCACUGGGGGCCAAAGCAAUUCUUUUCAUCCCCCCUUGCUGAUGAAGGAACAAGACCCUCUGCUGCUAAAGCCAUGCCAAGGUUGUGUGACAACAGCUUUUAAAUGUUGAAAGGGGCCUUGUUAAUUAACCACCAUCUCAGAGAGCUUUGGAGUGCCUGCUCCUGAGUGCACCUGCUAGCUCCCAGUGUUGUAGGGGAGGAGUUGUUAUCAUAAUGAUGUCUUCAGAGUUGGAGAGCAAAAUUCUCCAAAGAGCAAACUUUACACAUGAAAGCCUGUUUCUACCAGCUGUCAUUUGGUCUCCAUCUGUUCGGUGGCUUUGGCCUUUUGUCCCUCCAGAUGGGAUCUUGAUCUCUUUCCUGAGCGGCUGUUGUAAGUCUUUUUCUAGCCCCCACCUCGCCCAUCCCUCCAGUGUUUCUCACAAUUUUUUUGGCCUCAAAUUUGGUGUUAAUCUCUCACUAUCCCACCACUCUAGUCAAAAAAUGUGUUUUUUUGCAAAAUUAAACCUGAGAAUAUUGGAAGUUUA